Molecule: messenger RNA, 1644 nt
Organism: Thyridium curvatum
Lineage: Eukaryota; Fungi; Ascomycota; Sordariomycetes; Thyridiales; Thyridiaceae
Exons: 7
Coding region: 1-1644 (547 amino acids)
Biological process (GO): L-threonine biosynthetic process
Molecular function (GO): threonine synthase activity
Source: RefSeq, a predicted model, not a curated record
AUGGCGGACAACACGACAGAGCAGACUCACACCGAGUCGCAGAUCUUUCUCUCUACUCGGGGUGGUGACUAUGGCCUGUCCUUCGAGACCGUUGUUCUGAAGGGACUCGCUGCCGAUGGCGGUCUCUUCCUCCCCCACCGAAUCCCUACCGCAAACGACUGGCAAAGCUGGAAAGAUCUGUCCUACCCGGACCUGGCCUUCCAGAUCCUGAGCCUGUAUAUCGCGAGGUCCGAGAUUCCUGCAGAGGACCUAAAAGGCAUCAUCGACCGCAGCUAUUCCACUUUCCGCGCGGAGGAGGUCACACCUUUGGCGCACCUCCACGAUAACCUCUACCUCCUCGAGCUCUUCCACGGCCCCAGCUACUCCUUCAAAGACUGCGCUUUGCAAUUCCUGGGGAACCUCUUCGAGUAUUUCCUCGUCCGGAAGAACGAAGGCAAGGAGGGCAAAGGGCAGUUGGCUGACAGGCCAGCAGACAGGCAUCACCUUGCGGUUGUCGGUGCGACUAGUGGUGACACCGGCUCAGCUGCCAUCGAGGGCCUCAGAGGCAAGAAGGAUGUUACAGUCGUCAUCUUGCACCCCAAGGGCCGCAUCAGUCCCAUCCAGGAGGCUCAGAUGACCUCCUGCCCCGACGCCAACGUGCUUAAUCUUGCAGUUACUGGCACCUUCGAUGAUUGCCAGGACAUUGUCAAGGCUCUCUUCAACGACCCCGAGACGAACAAGAAACUCAAGCUGGGCGCGGUCAACUCGAUCAACUUUGCUAGGAUAUUGGCCCAAAUAGUGUACUACUUCUACUCAUACUUCUCUCUCGCCAAGAAGUCUAGCACUUUCAAGGUCGGAGACAAGGUCCGAUUCGUCGUGCCGACUGGUAACUUUGGCGAUAUCUUGGCAGGUUACUUUGCCUACCGUAUGGGUCUCCCCGUCGAUAAGCUCGUUAUUGCCACCAACGAGAACGACAUCCUCGAUCGAUUCUUCAAGACCGGACGAUACGAGAAGAAGCCUGCCCACGGCCAUGAGGCCGAGGGUGGCCUCAAGAAGGACGGUGUUGAGGCUCACGAAGAUGGGGCCAAGGAGACUCUCAGCCCAGCUAUGGACAUUCUCGUCUCCAGUAACUUUGAGCGUCUCCUUUGGUUCCUCGCCUCCGAGUUCGUUGCUACGGCGGGCAUGGACGACGAGUGGAACAACAAGCAGGCUGGCCAGGAGGUUGCGGCAUGGCUCAAGGAUCUCAAGACCAAGGGCGGUUUCGGUCCCGUGUACAAGGACGUCCUUGACAACGCCCGCAAGUCUUUUGAAAGUGAGAGGGUGAGCGAUCCGCAGACUCUCGAAACCAUCAAGGCGACGUACCAGAAGAUCGGAUACGUGCUCGACCCUCACACCUCUGUUGGCGUUACCGCUGCCCUCCGGUCCAUUAACAGCGUCGGGCAGAGCGUCCCGCACAUUUCGCUCUCGACCGCCCACCCGGCCAAAUUUGCUGGUGCCGUUGAGCUGGCUCUCAAGGGCGAGCAGGGCUUUGACUUUGCAAAGGUGUUGCCCCAGGAGUUUGUGGAGCUCGAGAAGAAGGAGAAGCGCGUUUCUACUGUGAACAACGACUGGCAGACGGUGAGGGACGUUGUGAUCAAGCAGGUCGAGAAGGAAGUCGGUGCUUAG